GAUAACCUUCUCCUUUUGAAAUCUUGAAGUCCGUUAAAAAGAGUAAUAUAAUGUAUAAUAUCCUGCAACCUAUAAUAGUACAUUACGAUACAAGUGCGAAAAAUAGGAAAUUCGACACGAGUUGCGAAUUGCCUAUUCGCACAUGUAUCGUACAACGUUUUACAGUACAUAUGGCCCUUUAAAUGUUCGACACAGUAACAUAAUAUGCUACUUCUCGCACUAGUGCUAUAAAGUAGCCCCAUAUGUACUGUAAAAUAUAUAAGGCAAAAAAUGUAUAAGGUGCAUUUUGAUAUGGAAAACGACAUGUUUUGGUGAAUACAGGAAUUCAAAGAGCUAUUAAUAUUGAAUUCUGCUAGUUAGACCAAGCUAAGUCGGCAGCGAUUUUAAUAGCCCAGGUGGUGCAAGUGUUAUUUUAAACGUUAAAUUUUUAUGAAAUUAUGACGCCUUAAUAACAUUGCACCGCCUGGCCUGUCAAAAUCGCUGCCAACUUAGCUUGGUCUUUUUUUCAGUGCAGUCAAACAUUAGUUUACUAAUUUCAGAACGUGUCGGAGCUGUCACUUCCUUAGUUCUGUCACUUUGACAGUUGUAAUUGUCAAUUUCUCGUGUUGAUUCGAAGUAUUUCUUUCUGUUUUGUACUUGGACAUAAUAAAUAUUCAAACUAACAAAGUUAUACCAAGAAAAUGCCUUCCGAUUCUUAUACUUGUGACCUUGAUCCAGAGACGAAUAGUACUCUUAAAAUGUACCUUUUUAAGAACGUUGAGAAUGUGGAGGAAAUCCGAAACAAUAUUAUCAAAGGCGAGUGGAACUGCGCUGUGAUCAAGCCCAGCUUGAUACUGGACCCUUUCCAAGUGGUAGCCGCGGCGAAUCGCGCCGCUGUGUCGGCGAAACUUGGCUCCAUGGUCACGAGAACAGUCUAUGCCGAGAUUCUAUACAAUUUGUCUUUAACCAAGAACAUUUCUCAGAGUUUAAGCAAGUUUGGAGUUGAGAAAGACCCGAAUAUGCUCGUCUGUUUCAUCACAUCUGUAGAUAAAGAUGAGAGCAAUAAUAUUGUACCUCUAAUAAAGGGAGAAAUAUGUCCAAUGUCAGAGCUCACAGAGUUUACAAAUUUGAAAGACUUGAAAAGUGUGUACAAGCUAAAUAAGGUUGAUUGUAAGAGUAAUAACGAUUUGUUGGACAUUGUUGUGAGUAGGAUGGUUACCAAAAACUUUGUGUCACAUUAAAAUAAUCCCUAAAUAGUUGUGUUUUAAUGCAAUGAAUUCUUUGCUAGGAGUUUAUGAAAACUUGUCAUAACUCACAUAUUAUUGUAGAUAAAUAUAGAUAUACACUGUGGGCAAUUAAACGCAACAGAUUUUAUCCAUGCAUUCCUGAGGUCAUAAGGAGCAAAAAAUAUGAGUUUUGGCCAAAUUCACAUUUUUUUUUAUUUAUUACCUUUGUGAAAAAAGAUCACUACAAUGAAUAAGUAAAGUUUUUGUUCAUUUACAGAUAAAUUUGCGAGUUUCCUUUAAAACUUCAAUGUUGUCAGUAGGUAUGUCUAAACCAAGUCACACGGUGGCAACAUCACAGCUAAAAAGGUGUUUUUCACUGAGUUAUUACAGAAACAAAUUUUCUUUCACAAGAAUUGUCAUUAUCUCUAAAACAAGAUCGAUUUCAGGAAACUUUGUAUGACACUAAGUCACUAAAUGCGGGCAAGAAUACACCUUUAAAAUCUGUCAGGUUUAAUUGGCCCAUGGUGUAUAAUAUGUACAGGAAAGAGGGAGUUUUAAAACAACGCAAUUUAUGUACCAUGUUUUAUUUCAACAACAACAACUUUAAUUGUAUAAUGUACAAUUAAAUUACACAAUUUGUAAAAGCCACUAAUUAAAUCAACUUUACAAAUGCA
Cydia pomonella (codling moth) is the source of this 1879-nucleotide messenger RNA. Its product is annotated as EKC/KEOPS complex subunit Tprkb-like. Gene Ontology annotation, biological process: tRNA threonylcarbamoyladenosine modification; telomere maintenance via recombination. NCBI's taxonomy places the organism in Eukaryota, Metazoa, Arthropoda, Insecta, Lepidoptera, Tortricidae. Gene Ontology annotation, cellular component: cytosol; nucleus; EKC/KEOPS complex. The record is from RefSeq and is a predicted model, not a curated record. The coding region runs from base 681 to 1220 and encodes 179 amino acids. The transcript has a single exon.